Messenger RNA from Cuscuta europaea, 1856 nucleotides. NCBI's taxonomy places the organism in Eukaryota, Viridiplantae, Streptophyta, Magnoliopsida, Solanales, Convolvulaceae. The record is from the annotation of a GenBank genome assembly.
AAAUUUUAACCCUAACCCUUAACCUAGUGGAGAGCAGCUCACUCUCAUCACUCUCAACCUCAGAAGCUCCUUCUUCCUCUGAGCUUUGUCGAGUGUGCAUCUCCCGACGCCUGUGCAGUAUUCUGAUGCCGCUGGUGGAGGGGCUCCGGAUAGAGGCCGGCACUUCGCGGCCAAGCGUUGCAGCGGCGGUAAGAGAUUCCAACCCCGACCAACGUCUGCAAUUUCAACCAAACUCAUUCUCCGACGUCGAUUUACACAAAAUCGAAGCCAAGCACGGGCAGUUCAAAGGUUUCCCGACUGUCAACUUCUCCGAUUCGGAUACUCGGGUGGGACACCAAGUUGUCCUGGUCGAUCGUCUUAACAAAGGAGCAUUUUGAUGGGGAGGUUGUGGGGAAACAGUUGCAAUCGAACACUACACGCUCGGAACCGGGUUUAGCUCGGCCAAAAUGUCAGAAGAUGAAAUGGACACACUGAGGCGUCUGGAGGAGGAGAACCACAAGUCCAUGGAGUUUGUGAAAGGAUGAGAUGGAGGUUCAGAGACAUUGCGACAAUGAUGAAGCAGGGGCAAUGGGAUCAUAUUUGAAGGAUUCUAAGAAAACUGAAAUGUACAAGAAGCACAAGGAGAAUCCAGGGGUGUACACAAUCGAGAAGCUAGCCAAAAAAUACAGGAUCAUGAGCCAGAGGGUGCACACAAUUCUGUAUUUGAAAGGGCUUGAGGAGGAGGAGGAGAAGAAGUUGGGACACCCUAUUCAUAGCACUCUUGAAACCUUUAUUGAUAAUAACCCGGAGGGACACAAGCUGAUAUCUCAUUCGUGUUCAAUUCAAUUUUGAAUAUGUGCUCAUAGCUGUGCUGGUGAGGUCUCCUUGGCCUCCGCUUUAGGCGCCUCUACCAUUGGCUUGCAAGGAAAUAUCAGUUGCAACAAGGGAUAAUUUCAAAUUCCUGUUGUCAUCCGGCUAUAACUGAAUACUAUUUUGUGGAAAAAGUUAUAGGUUUGGAUGACUUGCUAAAGGACUACUACAGGGAGAACGUCACCAUUGAUGAGAAGGUUUAGAAACGUGCAAAGGUCCAAAAAGUCUAUGAUUCUAAUUUUGAUAAUGACGUUAAUGCCAGAGAAGGUAAGUUUCAUUACUGUGUUAACGAACUCCAAGAAAAGGCAAAAACCUUUCCUUCAAACAUGUGUUUUUAUGUUUCAUAUAUGGAGUAACUUCUUUUACACUUCUAUACUUAUUUUCUCCCUCCCUGCCUUAUAGAUGAAUCAAAUAAAGGCUGAUGAUGAGAUGCCUAUGAGGGGUUUUCAAGUAUUUGAUUCUCAGGUAACUCAUGGGCAGGAUAUUGACACUGAUAACGUGAAUCAUUUUAUUAUAAUGCAUUUAAAUGUAACACUUGAUUAGUAUAACUAUAUAUGUGUGUGUGUGUCUUCCAUAUUAUUUCCAGAAAACUUUCCCAGAACUGGAUUUCCCUGACCUAAGGUAGUGUAGCUAUUUGCAUUCUUUCUUGAAUAGUGAGCUUAAUUCGAUUGUUGAACUCAAAAUGGAGGAAGGUCUGAGUUUGUGAUUUUAUUUUAUUUAGAACAAGUCCCCUUUUUUCCUCCCCGUAAACAAUAAGAGUACAUACACUGAAAAUGGCACUUGUUCAUAUAUGAUGUCUGACGACAAAUGUUUCUUGAAGGCUUGCUUCUACAUGCGUGGCUUUUGAAGCUGAUCAAAUCUCAGGGCUGCCUUGAAGAAACCAUGGGGAAAAGGGAGCACGUGUUGUUGAUUACUUCCAUAAGAAUGCCUUUGUCGGGGCUUGUCACUUAAAGAUUGUUUUAUGUCCUAUAGACCAUGUUUUAUCUCAAUUCUAGCUAUAAUUGUAA